Penicillium macrosclerotiorum is the source of this 1482-nucleotide messenger RNA. RefSeq lists its product as uncharacterized. Gene Ontology annotation, biological process: mitotic spindle organization. Lineage: Eukaryota; Fungi; Ascomycota; Eurotiomycetes; Eurotiales; Aspergillaceae. The coding region runs from base 1 to 1482 and encodes 493 amino acids. Gene Ontology annotation, cellular component: dynactin complex; cytoplasm. The transcript is spliced from 3 exons. The record is from RefSeq and is a predicted model, not a curated record.
AUGGCAUUCAACAAGAAAUACGCCGGUCUCCCGGACUUGGAUCCCGCCCCAGAUAUUUACGAAACCCCUGACCUGACCGACGAAGCUUCAACAGUCCCCACGGCCACCAUCCGUACGGAUUCCGAUCAUGAUGAUGCCGGCCACCACUCCGACAUUGAUCGCGAAGGCGUCAAUGCCGACCAAGCACGUCGGCACUUCCUAGGUGCUGCGGUCGACGCCCGCGACGUUAACUUCUCCGACAGCAUCUCGGCGAAGCGCCAGGCAUAUCGCAGUAAAGACAAAAGUCGGCGCCACCGCCGAAGACGCGACGAUGGCACCGAGGAGGUCGGUGACCUGAGCGAUAGCGAAGACGAGUCGCUUGAACGGCGGCUGGCACGUCUGCGGCGAGAAGUUGAGGAUCUAAAAAUCGAGAUGGCGAACCAGUCAGCAGGCGUAACUAUCGAGGGUGGUGAAGGUGGCCAAUCCGGAACUGCUGAUGGCAGCGAAAAAGCAGAAAAUAAGGCUCUAGGCGAUGGUGUGGCAGAGUUGAGCCGUGCGCUUGAUAAUUUGCAUGCCUCCUCACGAGGAGUUCAGCCGUCACCAUACUCGGCUGCUGCCACACUGUCUCAAAAGCUCGACUUGCAGACUAUUCCUACAAAGAACAAGGGAGCUCCAGAAAAGGAACAACUGCCAGCAGAGAGCUCGACAACAGCUGCAAGAACUCCUGUGCCACCCCAAGCUGCUGAUCCAGCCGCAGGAAUCCUUUCUCAUGCAGCGGCGUUCGAGAGCCGCUUAGCUCUCCUUGAAGCCUCCAUGGGCAUCUCCACUUCCUCGAACCCGUUCGUGGGCGAUGGCAUUAGCGAGCCCGCCCUGCAGCCAGUCCUCCCCUCGCUGGAACAACUAACCUCGCGCCUCUCCGCCCUUACGGGUCUGCUUGUCGGCGCGAACCCAGCAUCCGAAAAUCCCUCUGUCUUGCCUGGCAUGACCACUCCACACCUUGAGGCUCUUUCUACGCGCGUGCGAAAGCUGACGACCGAUGCCGAAGCGCUCGCAUCCGCCCGCAAACGCGCAAACGAUGCCGCCAAAGCGGCUCAAGCCGCUCGCAUCACGACUACUAGCUCUGACGCUGACGCCGCCCCGACAACCGAGGCCUCUGCCGCUGCGGAUGACGAGCAAGUCGCCAAAAUCCAAGCCCUCUAUGCCACUCUCCCGACCAUCCAGUCCUUACACCCCUUGCUACCGAGCGUACUCGAGCGGCUCCGCUCGUUGCGCGCUUGCCAUGCGGGCGCUGCGCACGCCGCAGAAUCGCUCAACGAACUGGAAAAACGACACGCCGAGAUGUAUUCUGAAAUUGAGCAGUGGCGCGAAGGCCUGGUCGCUGUAGAGGAGAAAAUGCAACAGAGUGAGGCGGUCCUGCGGUCGAACGUCGAGACCGUUGAGCCCUGGGUGCGCGACCUGGAGUCUCGCAUGGCUCGUCUGGACGGGCCGCCGGGUGGACUGUGA